CUGACGCAAGCGAGCGAGCGAGCGAGCGGAGCGGCGCGGGGUGAAUGGAGCGCUGGAGGACACAUUAAAUAUUACAUAGGAUUAGGGUAAGACAGACCCUUGUUGCCUUGAAAAUGGCUCAGUUUGGAGGACAGAAGAAUCCCCCAUGGACCACACAGUUUUCAGCUUCGGUUACACAGCCAGCUACGAUUGGGGUUCAGCCCUCUCUGCUUGGGGCAUCGCCGGCAAUGUACAGCCAGCAGUCAGCCCUGGCCGCAGCAGGCCUGAGCAGCCAAACGGCCACUGGCUACCAGCUGUCCCAGAAUGCUGCCCUCCAGCAACAGGCAGCUGCUGCCGCCGCCAUGCAGCAGCAAUAUCAGCAGCCGCAACAGACCCUAUACAGUGUGCAGCAGCAGCUACAGCAGCCGCAGCAGGCCUUGCUUCCUCAGCCAGCCGUGGCUCUUCCCACAAGCAUGAACGCCCCCCAGCCCGCUGCACAGAUCACAGUCUCCUACCCUGCACCACGGAGCUCCCAGCAGCAAGCACAGCCACAGAAACAGCGCGUCUUCACGGGAGUUGUAACAAAGCUUCACGACACGUUUGGGUUUGUGGACGAGGAUGUAUUCUUCCAGCUCAGUGCUGUGAAAGGCAAAGCCCCGCAGGUGGGAGACCGGGUAUUGGUGGAGGCCACCUACAAUCCUAACAUGCCCUUCAAGUGGAAUGCACAGCGGAUUCAGACGCUACCAAAUCAGAGCCAGAGCCAGCCACUUUUCAAGACGCCUCCAACUAUUCUCCAACCUCUUCCACAGCAAUCUCCUUAUUGUGUGCAGCCGCAGCCCCAGGGGCUCUUACAGGCACCAAUCUCGUCCCCGCUCGCUCCGUUAAUGCCAGCACAGCCACAACCGUUACUGCAGCCUCCACAGCAGAAACCCGGUUUAUUGCAGCCUCCGGUUCGAGUGCUCCCCCAGCCCCAGUCCGUGCGGAGGAUUGAGCCACCGGCCAGAUUCCUGCCCAGGAACGAGAGGGUGGAUAUCGUGUUAAAUAGGAAAGAUGAUCGGAGUCGUGAGAGAGAUCGGGAUCGCAGACGGUCCCGAGAGAGGUCACCACAACGUAAGCGAUCCCGGGAACGUUCACCCCGGAGGGACAGAGAACGAUCGCCGCGGAGAGCGAGACGCGCUGUUCCUCGCUACACUGUGCAGUUCUCCAAGUUUUCACUGGAUUGUGGAUCCUGUGACAUGAUGGAGCUACGCCGUCGAUACCAGAACCUUUACAUCCCAAGUGAUUUCUUUGACACCCAGUUCACGUGGGUGGAUGCAUUUCCUCUCUCGAGGCCUUUCCAGCUUGGGAACCAAUGCAGUUUUCAUAUCGUGCACAAAGAGGUAGAUCCUCUGGAUAAGAUUCCAAUAGCGCUUGAUCCCCCGGAUGCAGAUCAUCUGUACAGUGCAAAGGUCAUGCUCUUGGCAAGCCCCGGGAUGGAUGAGCUCUUCCACAAGUCAUGCGCUCUAGCUGAGGACACCCAGGAGAUUCGGGAAGGCUUCCAGCAUCCUGCACGUCUCGUUAAGUUCUUGGUUGGAAUGAAAGGCAAAGACGAAGCUAUGGCCAUCGGAGGACACUGGUCUCCCUCGCUGGACGGCCUGAACCCAGAACAGGAGCCCUCGGUGCUGAUCAGGACCGCUAUUCGCUGUUGUAAGACCCUGACAGGCAUUGACUUGAGUGGUUGCACACAGUGGUACCGUUUUGCAGAGAUCCGCUACCAUCGCCCUGAGGAGCACCACAAGGGGCGGACGGUUCCAGCCCAUGUGGAGACAGUGGUUAUAUUUCUGCCGGAUGUUUGGCAUUGCCUUCCCACCCGCUCAGAGUGGGAAGCUCUCUCCCGCGGAUACAAGCAGCAGUUGGUUGAGAAGCUCCAGUCUGAACGCAAGGAGGCUGAUGGAGAACAGGAGGAGGAAGAGAAGGACGAUGGGGAGAGCAAAGAGAUCUCCACUCCCACUCACUGGUCAAAGCUGGAUCCAAAGACAAUGAAAGUCAAUGAUCUUCGGAAGGAACUGGAGAGCAGAAAUCAGAGCUCGAAGGGGCUGAAAUCCCAGCUGAUCGCCAGGCUGACCAAGCAAGUCAAGCUGGAAGCAGAGAAAGAAGAACAGAAGGAGUCAGAGAAAUCCGAGCGCGAGGACGAGGAGGAGGAAGAUAAACGGUCUGAUGAUGACAAAGAGGAAGAGGAGCGAAAGCGCCAGGACGAAGCUGAGCGGCAGCGCCGCGAGAGACGCUAUGUGCUGCCUGAUGAGCCCGCCAUCAUUGUACAUCCCAACUGGACGGCCAAAGGGGGCAAGUUCGACUGCAGCAUCAUGUCGCUGAGUGUUCUCCUCGACUAUCGACUGGAGGACAAUAAGGAGCAUUCCUUUGAGGUCUCCUUGUUUGCUGAGCUCUUCAAUGAAAUGCUCCAAAGGGACUUUGGCUAUCGAAUCUACAAAGCCCUGAAUUCUCUGCCUGAGAGGGACGACAAAAAGGAGAAGGAGAAAAAAGAGCGGAAGGAAGAGAAGAAGGAAGGUGAGAAGAAAGAGAAAAAAGAGGAGAAAGAUGAAGAGAACAACGAGCCCAAGGCCAAGCGGAGAAAAUCGGGAGAUGAGAAAGAUAAAAAAGAAGAAAAAGAUGGUCGUAAGGAGAAAGAUAAGGAGGAGAAAACUGUACGGAAAAGAGAAGAGAAGGAUGAGGAGGAGCCUGAGGAUGGCACCGCUCAGGAAGAUUAUGACCCCAUGGACGCGGAAGAUGCUGAAGAUGAGGAUGAAGAGGAUCGAGAUGACGACGAGAACAGUAGAGACCGAAAGGAUGAUCGACGAGAGGCGAAGAGGAAACCCAAGGAACAGGCUUCCAAAGACAAGGAAAAGAAGCAGAUGUUUACAAAUAACAAGGAUCUCCUUCUCGCCUUUGUAUAUUUUGACCAAAGUCACUGUGGGUAUCUGGUGGAGAAAGAUAUUGAAGAAAUUAUCUACACACUUGGUCUGCACCUGUCUCGUGCACAGGUUAAGAAGGUAAUCGGUAAAGUGGUGCUGAGAGACUCCUGUUUCUAUCGCAAACUGACUGACGGAGCUAACGAUGAGGAGAAAGUGGCAGAGGCUGACGAGGAAGAGGACACCUCACUAGGGAACAAGCCCUUUCUGCCGUGCUUAUCUGUGAAAACAGGCGGCAGCGAACCUCCAGAGAACAGCAGCCUCUUUGUGUACAACGGGGCGAUGGUGGAUGUGGGGAGCUUACUGCAAAAACUUGAGAAGAGCGAGAAGAGCAGAGCGGAAAUGGAGCUGAAGGUGCAGACGCUGGAGACGAGGAUGGAGGAAGGAACGAAGCAGAUCACUGAUCUGGAGAGCAUCAGCAAGAGUCUCUCGUCAGAGCUGAAAGAGACGAAGAAGCACGUGAGCCGCACUGAGGAGAGCUUUAAACUGUGUGAGGGCCUGAAGGGCCGCUUCCAGGGUCAACUGACCAGUAUCACCAGGACCUUGUCUUCCGUCAUGGAUGAAAUUCAGACUGUGCUCAAACAGCCCCAAGUCUCAGACGACGACAAAAACGCGAAGGAAAAUGGAACAAGUGCAUGAGUGGGUUGUGGCUGCCCCCAGCAACGGGCGGUCUGAUAAUGUCAUUGAAGUAUUUUAAGGAAUUAUAGCUGAUGAAAGUGCUGCAUGUCAUGGAUUUUUGUAGUUGAGGAAAUGUUUGUAGAGGAAAAAGAUGUAUAAAGUUUCGAGUGAUUGUGAACUGUUAAAAUUAGAGAUGUGCGUUACGGUGUCUGGACGCAGUCACUCCAGUCAGGAGACUUCCCAUUGCAAAAUGUUUUUGAGGAACUGUACCUUUUUAUGCUAAUAAAGUGCGACAACUUGGAAAUAAA
Messenger RNA from Callorhinchus milii (elephant shark), 3850 nucleotides. It is a transcript of the gene ccar1, whose product is annotated as cell division cycle and apoptosis regulator 1. Gene Ontology annotation, cellular component: nucleus. The transcript is spliced from 25 exons. NCBI's taxonomy places the organism in Eukaryota, Metazoa, Chordata, Chondrichthyes, Chimaeriformes, Callorhinchidae. The record is from RefSeq and is a predicted model, not a curated record. Bases 114 to 3563 code for a protein of 1149 amino acids. Gene Ontology annotation, biological process: regulation of DNA-templated transcription.